This is a messenger RNA of Talaromyces rugulosus, 2544 nucleotides long. RefSeq lists its product as uncharacterized. The transcript has 5 exons. Bases 1 to 2544 code for a protein of 847 amino acids. Gene Ontology annotation, biological process: fatty acid catabolic process; acyl-CoA metabolic process. Gene Ontology annotation, cellular component: peroxisomal matrix. NCBI's taxonomy places the organism in Eukaryota, Fungi, Ascomycota, Eurotiomycetes, Eurotiales, Trichocomaceae. The record is from RefSeq and is a predicted model, not a curated record. Gene Ontology annotation, molecular function: fatty acyl-CoA hydrolase activity.
AUGGCAUCGAAAGGCGUUACCAUGUUCGAUCCCCCGCCGCUGGACGACAAGAAGGCGCCCAUCGAAAACGUCCUGGAGUUAACUCCGAUUCUCGACAUUGGACCGGAUGUUUUCACCAACACUCGUCCGCUCUGGCAUCCCCCCGGCGCGCGGGGCGUCUACGGAGGCUCCGUGAUCGCGCAGUGCCUCAGCGCCGCCCAACGCACCGUCCCCGAACAAUUCUUCGUCCAUAGUAUGCAUUGUUAUUUCGUGCUUGCCGGAGACUCUGAGCUGCCCAUCGCAUAUCAUGUCGAGCGAGUGCGCACCGGAAAGAGCUUUGCUACCAGAACCGUGCAGGCGCGACAACGUGGGCGGCCCAUUUUCACAACGACGCUCAGCUUCAAUAGAAUAAACAGCGGCGGUAAGAAGCGUGUUGAGCACAGUACUAGGAUGCCUGAUGUCUCGCCGCCCAAGGACUUGCCUACAUCGCGCGACCCGAAAAGCCCAUUUGAGGUGCAGAAUCCAGGAAGGGACACUAUCUCCAAGGAUAUUCCUCUUGAUGAGAAGCGCGUGGGCCACUGGGUCCGUUUCCGCGGCCAUAUCUCAGAGCUCGGCGGGCGUCAAGCUCACCUUGCUGCGCUCGCCUACAUGACCGAUAAUUACUUUAUUGGUACCGUGUCGCGAGUGCACAACAUUCCACGGUUCUCCUCGCCAACAGCGUUGCAUCGGGCUCUCAAGGCGCUCAAGAACCCGUCCGAUCUUGAUAGUGAAGGCAUUUCGCGGUAUUUCAAGGAAUUCGCCGAGGAGGAAGCCAGCGAGAUCCGAGCAAGCACAAGGGACGGCACACUGACUGCAAAUAAACUGUCCUCAAUCAUCAAGCGGCGCGACGACCGGCAGAUUGGCAUGAUGGUGAGCUUGGACCACACGAUAUACUUUCAUGAUCCGCUAGGUUUCCGGUCGGAUGAUUGGUUGCUGUGCCAGAUGGAGAGCCCGUGGGCUGGCGAAGGUCGGGGACUUGUGAUGCAGAAGAUAUGGUCGCGAGAUGGGGUGCACGUUGCGACGUGUGUACAGGAGGGCGUCGUCCGUUUACAGCAGGAUGAAGAGACGAGGGAAUCCAAGCUCGCCCGCAAAAACAUUGAAAAAAAUGCUGCUCGCUGCUUCUUCCUCUGGGAAUCUCGUCUCACAACGAGCAUGGGCACCCUGACGAAUCUCCCGACCGAGCUGAUCCUCAUCGUCACCCGGCAGUUGCGCAACAUCGAGGACUUCCUUGCUCUGCGGUCCACGUGCCGCCUGACCUACGACAUCCUCAGCGAGAAUACCGCCCCGCAUACUAUCCUCGACCUGCUCGCUGCGUCGGCGCCGACUUUUUGCUCGCCGCAUCCCUAUUUUCUCGUCGCUGCUCUCGCUCGACAGACCUCGGAAUGGGCUCUAGCUGACCCCGCCGCACGGAUUCCGCCUCUGCGCAAGGCAUUCCGUGGCGGCAUCGACGCUCUCUUUGCCUUCUGCCUCGAACAUGCCCCCCGCGGCCUCACCCUGGAUGAGAUUCGGCAUCUGCACUCCCUGCGUUUCAGCGUGCUGAACCCUCUUACCGAUGCCAUCGACCGCAUGGCCGGCCCCCAGUACAAUGCCACGCCUGAUUUCUGGGAGGGUGGCGUGUCCGAGCCCAACACCCUAUAUACCGAACCUAGCCGAGCGACGAUGCAGAUUCUGAUCUACGGCGAGUUAUUCGGGACAUCCUUUGAUCAUUUCCUGGACAGACCGCUUCGUUUCGCGGAUACGUCUGUUCCAGCUUCGCCUGCUUCGCUCUCUCCGCCCCCCUCGGCAUCGUCGUCGGUGUCUUUCUUUUCCACCUCUUCCGACCCCCGGUUGCCGAAAGAAUACCCUGUCUUUACCAUCCAAGACAGGCUCGAUUUUGUGAAAUAUUGUAUCCCUGAUUGGAACUGCUCCGCAUGGGGUCCCUUUGAAGUUGACCGAAUUGGCCCUUACCAAGUACGCGAGGUCGAGGGUGACCACACAUCCAACUUACCCGCUGACCAGACCGCUCUCCGACAUGUCCUCACCUGCCGCCGCUGGCGACGCAUGUGGCGUGAGGGAAUGGCCAAGGUUGAUAAAGACGAUUUCUCGCCGCCGCCGCCAACCAGAAGGUUGAGCAUCAUUAGUAUCAUGAGUUAUGAAGACCGUUCCUCACCGUCUCGACCUGCCCCAGAAGACAUUGGACCGCGAGCCCACUACUGGGCCGACCACUUCAGUUGGGUAGGCGACGAAGGAAAGACCGAUAUACCAAAUUUGUCGACCGAGAACUGGCGACAGAAGCUGUAUCGCGACGCACUGGUAUUCCAGGGCAUCGAAGGCAUGCAGCUUAUCACAUUACCAACCCAUAAGAUUAGUCCACGUGUAUUGGAGAAGGCGCGCUGGAUUCGGCAGAAGAUUUCGGAGUUACAAGUGCCCAUUGAGAUGACGACGUUUGGACGCUUGACGCCAAUGCUGGUCUCGUCGGCGCCCGAUCUCUCGCAGGAACUAUGGCUAGGCGUGAGAGGAAGGUGGCGCCCCUCUGUUAAUGUAUGA